Molecule: messenger RNA, 1256 nt
Organism: Lepisosteus oculatus (spotted gar)
Lineage: Eukaryota; Metazoa; Chordata; Actinopteri; Semionotiformes; Lepisosteidae
Gene: card19
Product: caspase recruitment domain family, member 19
Cellular component (GO): mitochondrion
Source: RefSeq, a predicted model, not a curated record
GUCAACCAUGAUGGGAGGGACAGAAUUGAGGAAGUUGUUGGGGGGGGGGUGAGAGGGGAACUUGUCAGAAAGACAGAAGUUGCAGGAGUUUUCCACUAUGUCAGACAGUUACCAUGAUCAGCUGCUUCAGGACACACCUUAUCUGAGAGGAGACAGAAGACUGGACACGGAGCUUCUUGAUAGACUUGUUCUGCAGCUCAACAGAAUUUACCCACAAAUUCUGACUGACAAGGAAGCGCAGAAAUUCAGAAACUUGAAAGUCCCCACUGGCAUCCGACUGGCUGAGCUCCUGACUCACUUGCAGAAGAAGGGAGAGGAAGCUUGUCACGAGUUCUACAGAGCUCUGCAGAUCCACGCUGAGGACAUCUACGUCAGCCUGCCAAGCAGAAUGAGCAAGAGAGAAACAGCAGAGCCUAAAGGAACUAACAAUCACCCAGACCUCAGAGAGAAAUUUGUUCUUAAUGACAGGGGUCCACUGUUCUUUAUCAGUUGUUUCAGUGUUGCUGUUGGUGCAGCAUUUCUCUACUAUUAUGGUGCAGAGAGUAAAGUUCUUGGAGAUGCCAAAAAGAUUUUGGGAUUUACUGCCCUAGGACUGGGCAGACGAGCUAAAGAAGUAUUAGUAUCUUACGCCAAGGACAACAGCUCACGCCAGUAACACUCGCAGUGCUCAUGUGCUUGAUAUCAAUCAGUGGAAGCUGUAGUGUUGCUCUCAUUGAGUCUGCCAUUCUCAGGCCAACACUAAAGAAAAUACGCUUUCUUUAUUGAACAAGAUGCAGUAGGACUCUAGUUGCUGUUUUUAUGCAUGUAUAUAAUAUAUAAUGUAUAUAUUUAUUUUACUGGUGCGUUUUAAUCCCAGGAGCCUUUUAUAAUACAUUUGCUAUAAUACAAUUGCUAUAAUAUUUAAAGUUGGACAUUGUUUUAUGCAGGCUUAACGUUUCUAUACUCUUCAUAAGAGUAUGCAGAGUGUGUCUCUUUUAUAUUUUUAUCACCUGAUCAUCAAGAUCUGCAUUUUCUGAACUGUUCUGCAGGAGCAGAAUUUUCUACUUUAGAAUGGAACAAGGUUUAGUUUACUUAGUGUGUACAAUUUGCACGCGAUUUGAAACACAUUUCUUUUCUAAUUCUAUAAGAACAAGCAAUUCAUUUUAGUAAAUGGUUGAACAAUCUUUGUUCCUGUUCCACAGCUUUGUAAAGACUGUAUAUUCCUAUCAAGAAAAUGACUUCAGACAUGUUACUCAGGGCAUGCACAAGGUACAUGU